CUCUCCUCUCCACUCCUCCUUGUCUCUUGUUACGAUCCGUGCAGUCCUCCAGUCCAGAUUAUAUCUGUAACCGAAAAUUCCCCCAACAAAAUAUUUUAUAUCCCACAUUUCCACGCGCAACACCCUCAUCGAAACUCCACGACCCCUCUCAUCACUGAGCGUGCUUAACACGCUUCAUCAAUGCAUCUCAUUCACCAUCUUGACCAAACCAUUAUUAUAUUAUUAUUCUGAAAAGCUUUAAUGGCAUGGCGUGUGAGGACAACAUAACACUACGGUACACUCUCUCUGUGUAACCGUAUGUAUGUAUGUAUGUAUGUAUGUAUGUAUGUGAAUAAUGAAUCUCUUCAAUCUUUGCAUGCCUUACCAACUCUCUCAAAUGCAAAUGCGAUUUCAUUUCAGUCACCCAAAUCAUCAAUCUCUCUUUCUAGUUUGUCCUAUUUAGCUAGCCUCUUUCGUUUUUGUUUUCUUCUGUUUGAUGAUGGAAAACGUGAAGGAUGAAGGUGACCUUGAAAUGUUGUUGGGUGAGAUCCCUCACAAUCUCCUUCAUCUUUACGAUCACCGCCAGUUUCUGCCCAAACAGCCGGUGAAUGGCGGUGGUGUGUUUUAUGAUGAUGAUCCAUUAACUCAGAUUAAGUUUUCCGGUGGUUCGUCUUUGCAAUCUGAUGGCUCUUCUUCGAGCUUGUUUUCCGGUGGCUAUUCGUUUUCUGACACUGGAUCACCAACGCCGCCUCCUCUGGAGGAUUUUAAAUCCACCACCGGUAUCUCCUCCCAUCACGGUAACAGUUUCUGGUUGGAUUCUACUGUCACUGUGAGGGAGAAGGCUGGGGAGAGUUUGGUGGAUGAACUUGGCCUCUGUGCUAAUUUGAGUAAAAUGUGUAUUAACAAUCAACAACAACAGAUGAACAAGAAUCCGAAUGUGUUUCCAUCAUUCUGUGAUUCUUCUUUGAGUGGGAAUAAUCUGAUCAAUGUUCAUGUUCAUAACAAACAACACAGGGAUUUGGAUUAUAACAGUUUCAGGAGAGGGGCUUUUGAUUCUCUUGGAUUUCAAUCCCCUUUUCCGCGGAGUCCUAACAGCCUUGGCGCUGGCAUGAAUCCGGCAUUAUCAGGGUUAACCCAGGAUUUUGAAAUGGCUAAUUUAUUUGGAUCAUCACAACCAUGUCCCGCGCGGUACGAGUACGACGCGGUGCUGUCUCAGUUAAAUGGAUUUAGUGGUGGUUCAAUGGAUUCUCCAAGGCACAGGAGGCAGAUGAUGAAUCAGAAUAACCACUAUUGUAGAGGAAAUUUGGCACCGGAGUUUGUUCCACCCUUGAGCAGAAAUCCAAUAGUUGAUGAUGCUUCAAUUUAUGAUCAGAGAAAUGGAGUUAAUUUAAUGGGAGAAAGAGGUGCUUCAGUUUUUGCUCAGAGAAAUGGAGUUAAUUUAAUGGGAGAAAGGGGGGUGCCAAGAUUGCCUAAUUAUUCUCAUUGUACUAAUUUUAGGCCUCAUAUGAGUGUUCAUGAUUUACUGCAGCAUGGUCCUCCUCUGUCGAAUGCAAGAGUUGUGCCUCCUUGUAAUGCUAGAAUGAUCCCGCAGGCGAAUAUAGAUUCUAUUUCGAGUGAGGGGAGCUUCAUCAUACAAGGUGAAGGUCUAAGUUAUGUUGUAAACCGGGGUUCAGAUCGUUCAAGGUGUUCGAAUGCCGCGCGCCAAAAUGGCUUUGCUAAGCAUCUACAAAGGCCAGAGCUAGACAUCCAGCACCAGGCUUUCGGAGCCUAUGAAAAUCCGAGGAGUCCUAGGAUUGAUUCUCCAUUCCCUUCGCUACCCAAGUAUAAUUCCCUGGCAGAAGCUCGAGGGUGCGUGUAUUUAAUAGCCAAAGAUCAGCAUGGCUGUAGGUUCCUGCAAAGAGUGUUUGAGGAAGGUACACCGGAGGACGUUCAAGUGAUAUUUAAUGAGAUCAUUGAGCAUGUAGUGGAACUUAUGAUCAAUCCUUUUGGAAAUUACCUUAUGCAAAAGUUGUUGGAAGUUUGUAAUGAAGAACAGAGAUUGCAGAUUAUACUCAUGGUUACUCAGGAGCCAGGGCAACUUGUCAGAAUCUCUUUGAACACUCAUGGCACUCGAGUGGUACAGAAGCUGAUUGAGACUCUCAAAACUAGGCAGCAAAUUUCAUUAGUGGUAUCAGCUCUUGAACCAGGAUUCUUGGCUCUCAUCAAAGAUCUUAAUGGAAAUCACGUGGUUCAGCAUUGUUUGCAAUGCCUAAGCAAUGGAGAUAACAAGUUUAUAUUUGUUGCUGCUGCUAAGUAUUGUGCUGAGAUUGCAACUCAUCAACACGGUUGUUGUGUUCUGCAAAAGUGUAUUGGUCAUUCAAGUGGGGAGCAUAGAGAAAAGCUGGUUGGAGAAAUAUCUGCCAAUGCACUUCUGCUAGCUCAAGAUCAAUACGGAAAUUAUGUUGUUCAGUUCAUCUUGGACUUAAGGAUUCCAUCUGCCACCUCAACUAUAGUUUUGCUAUUUGAAGGUAAUUAUGUGCACCUGGCAAUGCAGAAGUUCAGUAGCCAUGUGGUCGAAAAAUGCCUGUCUGUAUUGGAUGAUGAGAGUCGGUCAAGAAUCAUUUACGAGCUGCUCUCUGCUCCUCACUUCGCACAGUUGCUUCAAGAUCCUCAUGCAAAUUAUGUUGUUCAAUCAGCACUAAAACAUUCCGAGGGCGAUGUGCAUAAUUCACUGGUUGAAGCAAUCGAGUCCCACAAAGCAAUUUCACGAAAUAGUCCCUAUUCCAAAAAGAUAUUCUCGCAGAAGCUUUUGAAGAAAUGAUGUAUAUUCUUCCCUUAGAAAGAAGUGUUCAUUUUGGGGCCUGCCACUGCAGUAAAAAUGCAUAUCAUGGUUAUUUAACUAUACAAAGGGGUCAAUCUUAUCCAUCUGCUCAGCUAAUUUGGAAAAGGAGAGAAAAACAAGGAGCAGACAAUUUUGUUGUCAUUUAUAUUCUAGACAUGCGAAUGUACUAUUUUGUUGUCUUGUAUCUCUACUUGUUGAAUUUUAUUAUCCUGUUAAUUAUGAUAUUCUCACUGGCUGAGAAUGUACAGUGUAUAGUGCUUAGAUGCUUGCUAUUACUGUAAAAUUACUACUAGGAAUCUUUGAUAAUAAUUUCCUAUGUUCUUUGCACAAGGGAACCAAUGACGCUGGUUCUUUAAUGUAUUUACUUUUACCAAGAUUCCCUGUUUGUUCUUUGAUUAGAAUCUCAUUUCUUGACAUUCUUCCUCCCCUGUGGAGGUGUUGAUUCUGCAGUGGUUUU
Molecule: messenger RNA, 3257 nt
Organism: Lotus japonicus
Lineage: Eukaryota; Viridiplantae; Streptophyta; Magnoliopsida; Fabales; Fabaceae
Product: putative pumilio homolog 7, chloroplastic
Exons: 5
Coding region: 476-2779 (767 amino acids)
Biological process (GO): post-transcriptional regulation of gene expression
Cellular component (GO): cytoplasm
Molecular function (GO): mRNA binding
Source: RefSeq, a predicted model, not a curated record